This is a messenger RNA of Sander lucioperca (pikeperch), 1345 nucleotides long. It is a transcript of the gene dnd1, whose product is annotated as DND microRNA-mediated repression inhibitor 1. NCBI's taxonomy places the organism in Eukaryota, Metazoa, Chordata, Actinopteri, Perciformes, Percidae. The record is from RefSeq and is a predicted model, not a curated record. Gene Ontology annotation, molecular function: mRNA binding. Gene Ontology annotation, cellular component: nucleus; cytoplasm. Gene Ontology annotation, biological process: mRNA stabilization; negative regulation of miRNA-mediated gene silencing. The transcript is spliced from 5 exons. Bases 152 to 1267 code for a protein of 371 amino acids.
UGAAUGCAGCCCACGCCGCGGCACGCGCCGACCGUGAAGGUAGCGUGGUGUCAGGUGCACUCUGCUGGCCAAUUGGGGCCCCAGCCAGGUGCGACCACGAGCUGCGGUGACGUCACUGACCGCACGAAAAACAACCAACAAGGUGGAGACGAUGGAGAGCAAGCAGAGCCAGGUGCUGAACGCAGAGCGGGUGCAGGCGCUGGAAACCUGGCUGAGAACGACCGGCACCAAGCUGACUCAAGUUAACGGCCAGAGGAAAUAUGGAGGACCGCCAGAGGUGUGGGACGGGCCGGCCCCAGGAGCCCGCUGCGAGGUCUUCAUCAGCCAGAUCCCGCGGGACACCUACGAGGAUGUGCUGAUCCCGCUGUUCAGCUCCGUGGGGCCCCUCUGGGAGUUCCGGCUCAUGAUGAACUUCAGCGGCCAGAACCGCGGCUUCGCCUACGGCAAGUACGGCUCGCCGGCUGUCGCCACCGAAGCCAUCAAUCUGCUGCACGGGUACGUGGUGGAGCCCGGCUUCCGUCUCAGCGUCCGCCGCAGCACCGAGAAGAGACACCUCUGUAUGGGAAACCUGCCGGCCGCCACCCAGCAAGAGGAACUACUGCAGGUGCUGCGUGUUCUGGCAGAGGGGGUGGAGAGGCUGUCCCUGAAGGCGGGGCCUGGCAUAGAGGGCGUGUCUGCUAUUGUCGUCUUCUCGUCCCACCACACUGCCUCCAUGGCCAAGAAGGGGCUGGUGGAAGCAUUUAAGAAGAAGUUUGCGAUCAACAUCUCAGUCAAAUGGCAGUCGGCCGCGAAACCGAGCCCGGACGAGCAACACAAACUUCCCAAGAGCCUCGUGCCGUCCCCCGUGAAGCCGCCGCGCCACAUCCUGCCCGCUCAGCCCUCGGGCCCGCCUACGCGCCUGGCCCGCCCUCAGUCCACCCCGCUGGGUUUCUGCAGAGCAGUGGGAGGACCCACUGCCCCCCCGCCCCCCAACGCCACCUUCCAGGGGCCCCCAGCGCCCGCCUUGUCCCCUGCGACGCUCCUGCGUACGCUGUGCGAGGCGAAUGGCGUCGGCCAGCCGCUCUAUGAGAUUUACUACAGCCACGCUGGGCCGGAUGGAUUCCUCUACUUUACCUACGAGGUGUGCGUCCCCGGGACGAGCACGCCCUUCAGGGGGCUGGUCCCGAUCUUGCCGGGACCCACGGCCUCCAGCAUGUGGGAGGAGGCCCAGCGGGCCGCGGCCCAGCAGGUUCUGCACAGGAUGUACAGUAAUGAGUUGGCUCACUGACACACUCAGCAGAUACACACACACAUGUAUAAAUAUAUACAGCACAGUUUGCUAUAUUAUGUUAUAUCCAAAAAAAAA